Molecule: messenger RNA, 1772 nt
Organism: Cuscuta campestris
Lineage: Eukaryota; Viridiplantae; Streptophyta; Magnoliopsida; Solanales; Convolvulaceae
Source: the annotation of a GenBank genome assembly
GUCUGUGACAGAGUAUUCUCCUCUUUUAUUCUCCUCCACCCAGUUUGAUCGGUGAUUCGUUUCCCUCUGCAAGUGAAACUCUUUCUCCUGUCUCCUUUACGCCCUCUUUUCUUCUUCGCACGUUCACCGAAGGAGUCUAAUAGCCGACACACCGCGCCGCUCUGAUAAUCCAGGUGAUCAUUUUUCUUUUUUCGAGAAAAAGUGCAUUAAUUUCAACCGAUUUGGCUGCGAUUUUACGAUGAUGUAGUUCACUGUAUGUUCAUGUCUGGCAUGUGUUCGAUAGAAUUCCUCAAAAACUAGGUUGUGGGUAUGUUGGCUGGUGGGGAGUACGGAAUAGUUCUGUUACAGUAUAUUAUACUCAGUGGACAGUAAGUUCUUCUCUCUUCACUCAUUUUAGCUAUUUCAAUCUUGGGCCGCUGUUUUCACUUCUUCGGAGGACGGAUUACAUCCCUUCAUGGCAGAAAAUGAUGCUUCAAACGAACAGAAUUCGCUUAUGAAGCCCAAAAGCGUGCAGUUCUGGCUGCUGCUAUCUCUGAAUGUGGUGUUCCUUCUUGUUGGUCAAGCUGCUGCUAUCAUUCUUGGUAGAAUAUACUAUGACAAAGGGGGUAAUAGUACCUGGUUGGCCACCAUUAUUCAGACAGCUGGUUUUCCUAUUCUCUUAAUCCCUUAUUUUCUCAUUCCUUCUCCCAAAGAACACUCAUCUGAUUCAUCAAAUCGCCCUCCACCUCCACCUUCCCCUUUCAAAGUUGUUAUAAUCUACCUUUUGCUGGGUAUCCUCAUUGCUGGGGACAACAUGCUAUAUUCCAUUUCACUUUUGUACCUCUCUGCCUCGACUUAUUCCCUCAUUUGUGCAACACAACUAGUCUUCAAUGCCAUUUUUUCUUUCUUCAUCAAUGGCCAAAAGUUCACAGCGCUCAUCAUAAACUCCGUGACUGUCCUUUCAUUAGCUGCUUCUCUUCUUUCCAUUGAUGAGGACUCAGACAAACCUGCUGGCGUCACCAGGGGGAAAUAUUUGUUUGGAAUCAUAGCUGCCAUUGUAGCCUCUGCAUUGUACUCCCUCACACUCUCCUUGAUGCAGCUCUCAUUUCAGAGAGUGAUAAAGAAAGAAACAUUCUCCGUGGUUCUUGAGAUGCAAAUAUACACAUCACUCGUGGCCACACUUUUCUCGGUCAUCGGUCUGUUUGUGAGUGGACAGUGGAGGACUUUGUCCAGAGAAAUGCACAGUUUCACUUCAGGAAGAGCCGCGUAUGUUCAGGUUUUGGUGUGGACAGGUGUGGGGUGGCAGGUGUGUGCGGUGGGAGUUGUGGGUCUGAUUUUUGUGGUCUCCUCACUCUUCUCCAACGUUAUCAGCACUCUCUCUUUGGCAGUUACUCCAAUUGCUUCGGUCGUCAUCUUGCACGACAAGAUGAAGGGCAUCAAGAUCAUUGCUUUGUUGUUGUCAAUAUUGGGAUUCUCAGAUUACCUGUAUCAGAAUCACCUGGAUGAUCUCAAAGCAAGGAAAUCAGCACAUAUUGGCUGUUCAGGUAAUAAUAAUCAUCCUAAUGAUUCUUGCUGUUAAUAAUCUCUGGAGAUAAUUUAAAAUAAGGGGUCUUCAAGGACAAUGCCAUAAACAAGAAGCUAGCAAGUGUGUCUAAGAUCAUUCAUACUUAGAUUUGGGAUUUAUUGAAGUAGAAUGAGGAUAGUGAAAUUAUUCUCAUCAAUUUUAUUCUUUUGUUUGACUCUAGAAGUGUAUUUACAAUCCAAUUUUUGAAGAAUAAUUUAGCUUAUGAGGU